Messenger RNA from Carica papaya (papaya), 1557 nucleotides. Its product is annotated as putative amidase At4g34880. Lineage: Eukaryota; Viridiplantae; Streptophyta; Magnoliopsida; Brassicales; Caricaceae. The record is from RefSeq and is a predicted model, not a curated record.
AUGGCUCCAAUGUCUUCUCCAGCGAGCUUUUCUCUUCUAUUUUCAUGGCUACUCAUGAUUAUUCUUUUAAUUUUCUCAUCUGGGUCUCACACUAUUAUCUCAAUCCACUCAUUCACGUUCACAGAAGCAACCGUGAAAGACAUCCAACUUGCCUUCAACCACAACCAACUUACCUCCAGGCAGCUUGUGGAGUUCUACCUCGGCGAAAUCCAUCGCCUGAACCCAGAGCUAAGAGCUGUCAUAGAGGUUAACCCAGAUGCUCUGUACGAAGCUGACAGGGCUGACUGUGAGCGGAAAGCUAAGUCAGUUUCUGGGUUGCAUGGCAUUCCUGUGUUGCUUAAGGAUAAUAUAGGAACUAAGAACAAACUCAACACCACCGCCGGCUCGUUUGCACUGGUAGAUUCCAUGGUGCCUAGAGAUGCAGGGGUUGUGAAGAGGUUGAAGAAGGCUGGAGCUAUUAUUUUGGGAAAGACUAGCUUGAGCGAAUGGGCGGCUUUUAGGAGCACAAUGGCUCCAAAUGGCUGGUGUGGUAGAAGCGGCCAAGGAAGGAACCCUUAUGUUCUAUCAGAAGAUCCUUCUGGGUCAAGUAGUGGAUCCGCAAUAUCUGUAGCAGCCAAUUUGGUAACUGUUUCACUAGGGACUGAGACUGAUGGCUCAAUUCUAUCUCCAUCAAAUGCUAACUCUGUGGUGGGUAUUAAACCAACUGUAGGUCUCACCAGUCGAUCUGGAGUCGUUCCUAUAUCUCCCCGACAAGACACCAUCGGGCCUAUUUGUAGAACAGUAGCAGAUGCUGUUUACACUCUUGAUGCUAUUGUAGGUGUUGAUUAUAAGGACAAAGAAAGCUUCGCAACAUCUAAAUAUAUUCCACGGGGUGGCUACACACAAUUUCUAAAGGCUUAUGGGCUACAAGGGAAAAGAAUUGGCGUAGUGAGGAAUCCUUUCUUUGAAUUAGAAGGACCUGUCGUGUCUCAAACAUUCGUGUCUCAUCUCCUGACAUUAAGGCAAGAAGGAGCAAACUUGGUAGACAAUAUGGAAAUAGCCAAUAUUGAAACUAUUAAUAAUCCCAUGGCAAGUGGUGAAGCACUAGCUUUGAUGGCAGAGUUUAAGCUAUCCUUAAAUGCUUACCUAGAAGAACUUGUGACAUCCCCUGUCCGGUCCUUGGCAGAUGUUAUAGCAUUCAACAACAAAUUCUCCAAUUUGGAAGUGGUUGAGGAAUUUGGGCAAGAUAUAUUUCUUCAGGCUCAAGAAACGAAUGGAAUAGGUGAUGCAGAGAAAGCUGCUAUCUUAAAUUUAAAGAGGUUAUCAGAAGAUGGGUUCGAGAAGUUAAUAAUGGAGAAUAAACUAGAUGCAUUGGUAACUCCAGGUUCAAGCAUUACCCCUGUUCUUGCAAUUGGUGGAUUUCCAGGGAUUAAUGUUCCUGCUGGAUAUGAUGAUAUGGGGGUGCCCUUUGGAAUAACCUUUUCAGGACUCAAAGGCACUGAGCCAAAGCUAAUUGAGAUAGCAUAUGCUUUUGAGCAAACCACUAAGAUCAGAAAGCCUCCCUCAUUCAACCCUUGA